CAGUAAUAAAACUUAUGGGUUUAUAAUUUUCUGGUAAACCGCUUCGACUAUUACUAUCCUGCUAGGUCCUUCUCGACGCAACUCGUUCCCGCGACCACUCCCGCUACCUGCUGGCCAAAGAGGAGCGGGCUGCCAACGCGGCAGCCGCAAAAAGAGAAGCGGAGGCGGCAGAAGGACGGCGAUUGGUGGGCGAACGAAAGGCCGAACUUGAAAGGCUGGAACGGCGCAUAUUCCAGGGGGGCAGACUGCCGCAAAGACCGGAGCCAGAAGGGGCAGAGGAAGGGGAACCGCCUCCGGUAUUGACACCGCCGCAACAGCAUCCCGUCGAAGAGGCGGCCGAACAGUUUGAAGUCCUUAAGAGGGCUACUGGUGGCACAACAACAGAAGAAGUUUUGGAAAAAUUUAAAUCUCAAAAGGACACCAAACAGAGGAUGAUGGUACUUCGUAAAAAAUCUGAAGACGAAAAACAAAAGCUUACAAAGAAGCUGGAGUAUUUGAGAAAUAAAUAUGAUUCAUACAAAUACGCAGAAGUAAAGGAAGCCGAAAAGAAAACUGGAGAAAUGGAAAAAAUCCAGCAACAAAUCAAAACAAUCAACGAGGAGGCACAAAAGUACCGAGACGAACAAGCUACACAAGAGGAAGCACUGAAGUCUUUAGCAGAAGGUUUGAUGGGCCUAUACCUCUGCUUGAAUCCCUUGGGCAUGCCAGACACAAGAGCGAUAGUCACUCUACAAAAAGUGAAAGAUGAGCUAAAAGUUGUUAUGAGGAAACUAGAACCUGACCGAUCUCACUUGGAAAUCAAACCAGAGGAUUUGGUACGUUCUAGAAUACGAUAAUCAACGUUUCUACAUGAUGGCCAAUAUACAGGGUGUCCCAACAAAAAUGCAAAUUAGUUUUGUGACCAAACUGGAAAAGAUAUCAAUCAUCUGUUUUCGUCGUAACCUUGAUAUGUUACGAAUAAUAAUGGAUAUUUUAAAAUUAUUUUAAUAUAUACAAGGUGUUUCAUAACUUCGUGUUAUAGCAAACAUGUAAUUUUAUAAUAUUAAUAUUAUAUUUUAUUGCACAUUUAGAUAGAGCUUCUAUACAGGGUGGCGCAUCGAAAACGAAACAGACGCUUUUACUGGCAGCUCACUUUUUGUUUUUUUUUUUUUUUGAAAAACGCUCAGACCCGUCAAUUUUGUUUUCGAGGGGGACACAAGUUUGGCAUCAAAAAACAC
Molecule: messenger RNA, 1217 nt
Organism: Acanthoscelides obtectus
Lineage: Eukaryota; Metazoa; Arthropoda; Insecta; Coleoptera; Chrysomelidae
Source: the annotation of a GenBank genome assembly